Molecule: messenger RNA, 1141 nt
Organism: Punica granatum (pomegranate)
Lineage: Eukaryota; Viridiplantae; Streptophyta; Magnoliopsida; Myrtales; Lythraceae
Source: RefSeq, a predicted model, not a curated record
UAUAUAUAAAAUAAAACAUGCUUUUGGCGCUAAUUAACAGUUCCCUCCCAUUUCUCUGCAGCAUAGGGAGCGAGAGAGAGAGGAGACAAUGAAGUUCAAGGCGUUUCUGACGGACAACGGCGUCAGCCUCCUCGAGAAGCGGUUCCUCCCAGCCCUAGACAAGCUGGGGAAGCUCUGCCACCUCUACCUCACCCGCGACCACUUCUUCUUCCUCCACAACCUCCUUAACGGCGACGGUGUCCAGUCCAUCGCUCAGUUCAGGACCCCCGCCCUCUUCGACGACUACCGCAUCUCCAGCCAGAACGACGACCGCAUCGCCUUCUCCGUCGACGUUUCCCUCCUCCUCCGUGCCGUGCGUAGCAGCGCCGCCGUCCGUACCGACGACGGGUCCGCAGCAUCCUCCGAUCAGGAUCACUGCCUCCAGAUCAAGCUCGUGAAAAAGCUCCCAGCGAACAGCACUCAGCCCCUGCCGUUCCUCACGUUCGAGACCAAAGGCCACAGGUCCGCGGUGAUUCAGGAUGUCCCGAUCUCGAAGCCUCUGUCAAGAGCCCUGGUCCUCGAACUCCAGACUGCUCUCGAUGCGGCUCAGUCUCUUCCCAUGACUCUCGUUCAGGUGCCCGAUAUGAAUCAGCUGCAGGGCUUCAUGGACCGAAUGAGGCACGUUGGGGACUCGCUCAAUGUCUCUAUCAGCAAGUGCGGAGACCUCCAUCUCCAAAUCUCAACUACCUUGAUCACACUCGGAGCUGAGUUUCAGAAAUUACUAGUUAUUGGAGAUCGAGCAGAGGCUCCAGCCAGUGACCGGAAUCUGAGUGCUCAGUCUUGGUUCGAGAGGGCGAUUACGAGAGGGGAUGCUCAGUCCGUGCAAGUGAGCGUGAAGCACUUUGCAAAGAGCCUCCACUGUCACUUGGCAAAACCAGAUUGUGCCUUCUACGGGAUCGGCGAGCAAGGCUCUUGCUUGACAGUGAUAUUCCAGUUCUUCAUCCCGGGUUCCCGACAAACAGAUAAGUCGAUCAGCUUCCAUUGUAGGCUUCCUGUUCUCGACACGGGAUCAAACUGAAGAGUUUAAUUUGAUCAUGCCCUGAAUUUUCAUUUCUGGGGACGCCGCUCUCAUUAUAAAGUGGAAUUUAUUUUCCUUUCGGUA